AUGACCGAACAUCAGAAUAUAUUUUUCAAUCACUUGUUAAUUGGACCGAUAAUUUUUCACCACUGUUAUCUAUCUAUCUAUCUAUCUAUCUAUCUAUCUAUCUAUCUAUCUAUAAAACAUUUUCAUCUAUCUAUCUAUCUAUCUAUCUAUCUAUCUAUCUAUCUAUCUAUCUAUAUAUAUAUAUAUCUUAAUGAGAAGCCACUUUCUUUCUGUUUUCAUCACUUCUUUUAUUCUAUACUUGUCUCUCUCUUUCUUUCUUCAUUUCCUUUCUUCACUUAUUUUCUUUAUUUCAUCCUAUUAUUCUUCCCUUUUUUAACUUUAAUUCCUUUUCUCUCUACCUUAUGCUUUCUUUCUUUCUUUCUUUCUUUCUUUCUUUCUUCUUUCUUUCUUUCUUUCUUAUAUAUUUCCUGUUCCAAAGUUUACUCUUUUCUUGAAGUUAACUUCUUUCUCCUCUUUUUUUUUCGUUCAUUUCCUUUUUAUUUUCUUCCCAUUUUCCACUUCUCUUCCUCUUCUUCCUUCCUUCCUUCCUUCCUUCCUUCCUUCCUUCGAAGACAUCGUCAACCGACUUUCCUGCAUCGUCACUUCCAGAACUAUAAUUCCUCAUUCCAUUUCUCAUCCAUCAAUGUCCAAUUGUCCUCAACAGGAUUGACGUUGUUGUUAUUUAUUGCUCAGACACAAUUUCAGACGUUCAUGCGUGCGCAUGCGCACCCACAAACGCUCCCUCACAUGCACAAAUGA
Molecule: messenger RNA, 738 nt
Organism: Acanthosepion pharaonis
Lineage: Eukaryota; Metazoa; Mollusca; Cephalopoda; Sepiida; Sepiidae
Source: the annotation of a GenBank genome assembly